Messenger RNA from Solea senegalensis (Senegalese sole), 1687 nucleotides. Its product is annotated as odorant receptor 131-2-like. NCBI's taxonomy places the organism in Eukaryota, Metazoa, Chordata, Actinopteri, Pleuronectiformes, Soleidae. Gene Ontology annotation, cellular component: membrane. The record is from RefSeq and is a predicted model, not a curated record. The coding region runs from base 222 to 1139 and encodes 305 amino acids. Gene Ontology annotation, molecular function: G protein-coupled receptor activity. Gene Ontology annotation, biological process: G protein-coupled receptor signaling pathway. The transcript has a single exon.
UCUUCACACACAGUUGUUGCUCACUGUGCAGCACAGAGCUCGGCAGAAAAUUGUAACUGUGAACCACUUUUCAGGAACAGCUUGGUAAACUGAGUCUCUAUGUAUUUGAGACCCUAAAAUGAUGUGUAUGUUUUCAUCAUCAGUUUUGACCGGUUGAUUAACACUGACAUCUAUUGAGCUGAAUUAUUCUAUCAUCUUUAAGAGCUAAAUUACUGCAGUAAAUGGCAGCCAAUGACUCUUCAGUGCGUGUAAACAAUGACAGUGUCAUUCUAGUUCAGGUUUUCAUAUCACUUUUCCUUUGCAUCAACUUUUUGCUGAUCACAGUCUUUUUCAUGAAGGAUUUCUUCUACACAACCAUGCGCUACAUCUUCUUUGCAAUGACUCUCAUGUCUGAUUGUGUGAUUUUAAUCCUGAGUGAUGUUCUGCUUCUUUUAUUUCACUUUCAUUUCACUAUACAAAUGUCCUUCUGCCUUAUUGUGUAUGUGACUGUGUCCUUAUACACUUUUAUCCCUCCACUGACUCUGACAGUGAUGACGCUGGAGCGCUUUGUGGCCAUUUGCAUGCCCCUGCGACACGGAGAGCUGUGCUCCACACGCAGCGCUCUGCACUGCAUCCUCAUCAUUCAUGCCAUCAGCGCUCUGCCCGAUGUGAUUUUUCUCUCCAUCUUCUUUGCGUCUGUGAACCACAGCUUCUACACCCAGAGCGGUGAGUGCUCUGUGGAGAAUUUCAUCCUCCAUACCUGGCAGGGUCAUCUUAGGUCUGCAAUAAGUCAGUUUUACUUCUUGAUCAUGGUUAUCAUUAUCAUGUUCUCAUACUUCAAAAUAAUGAAGGUGGCCAGGGCUGCAUCAGGACAGAACAGGAAGUCGACAAGGAAAGGCCUCAGAACUGUGGUUCUUCAUGGCUUUCAGCUGUUCCUCUGUCUUUUCUUGCUGUGGUGUCCUAUCAUUGAAGCUGCUGUGCGUCAGAUUAACGUGGUGCUCUACGUUAAUGUCAGGUACUUUAACUACAUCGUGUUCAUUCUUUCUCCGAGGUGUUUGAGUCCUCUCAUUUACGGCCUCAGGGAUGAAAGGUUUUUUGUUGAUCUGAGAAGCUUUGUUCUUUGUGGUUUGUAUAAGAAGCAAUUGUCAAAUGAAUCGUGACUGACCUGUGAAAUACACAUAAAAUAACACGUCUGCUUCUUUUUAUUUUUGUAAAACACGCCGAGUUACCGCUGUGAAUGAAUAUGUGCUGUACAAAUUCAUUUGAAUUGUCUAGCCUUCAUAGAAACAUCUAUUUAUAAGUCAUAUGGCAAAAACAACAUAAAUGCUCAAAUAUGUGUCCAAAGACACUGACACUUACUUUAAAUCAAUGAAAACCAAUCCUUCCAGAUUUAUGGACAAUAUUUUUUCAUUUUUCAACCUCAGCUUCAGGACCUCUCGAUUGUCAUUGUUUGUGGUCACUUCUUAUUUAUCACUGUUACGAAUAUCUUGCGAUUGUAUGAACAUUAAGACCAACUUCUGAUAUAUAUUGGUAAAAGUUAUGCCUGUUUUGAUGAUGAAUGCUGUAAUAAGCCAGGUUUUGGAUGUACGUGUGUAUUAUUAAAUAAAAUGACCUCUCACAUGAAGGUAAAAUACCCUCAGAGAACUGUCACAGCUUCUCUGCUUUACUGGUAUCACACCUGCAUGGCAUAUACUCUUUCUUCUAGAUA